GGGCCUGGGGCCGGGCGAUCCCCGAGGUGGGUGCCUGGGGUGAUCUUGGCGUCGCCCCCUGCAGCCCAGAUCUGGGAACCCGGGACCGCGGCUGGGCAGCGCCCUGUUUCCGGCUCUAAGGGUGAACUGAGUCUCCGAUGGGGGAGGGGGCACCUCGUUGCCCUCAGGGGCUAAGUAACCGACCGACCCCCUCUUUCCCCCCAUGGAUACCCAGAUCUGGAGCGCCCUCUCCCCUGUCUUCUCCAUCACCCUCUGCGUGGACACUAUAUUCUCAACUUUAUGACCCAGACCAGGCCCAGAGGGGUUGUUGUAUGACCUGGUCCGGGGUCACUUAGCAGGAAAGCGGUGGGGAGCAGCUGGAGCCCAGCUCUGUGCCUCUUCCUGUCCCCGAGGUAUAGGAAAGAGGGAUCCUUCUAUAAGGCUAUGAGCCCCUUCUGGGAGCAGCAUUGGGGUGCAGUCUCACCCCCGCCCAGCAAAAUUUAACCCUGGACCCAAACCCAGACUGCUUUCUCGAGGCCUUAAGGACAGAAGUUGAGAGAUGGUUCCAAAGGUGCUUCUGGACAGGACAAGGACUGGGAAGGGGCAUGCCCUCCCCAGCCGGCCCUUCCCCCGCUGGCUGCCGCUGCCUGAGCUGGCUGGUGGCCGGCUGUCCCAGCCUCCUUCCUUCCUCUUGGCAGGAAAUGACUUUCCUUCCCUUUGUCCCCACUUUCUCCCUUUACCCAACUGGAUCUCGGGCCCCCCCUCCAGGGAGGUCCCCUGACUGCUGCAGGCCAGGAAUUUAGAAACUUGGUAACAUAUCUGAAGAAUGACCCUCCACUGGUGGCUGUGGGACCAAAGGGAAUGGCAGUCCCCUUUCCCCAUGAGAUCUGACCCUUUGAAAAUCCCCAGCUCAGCAUCAUCCCCUGGGGCUUGAGGGCCCUGCCGCUAUUUAGGAGGGGUUGGGGGGUGUUGGCCAGCUGUGAGCAUCUGGCCAAGCGCCUUCCCAGAAAGCAGGUCGGGUUUCCAGAGCGGGUCAGGGUCAGAGCAGGCCGGGAGAGAUGGAGGGGGGCCUGAAGGUCCGCAGCUGCUCUGGGCCCCACCCCACGGUGUUGAACAUACCAGAAUGGGUCAUGCCACUCUGGGGGGAGAGCAGCCUGGGGACUUGGGUGGGGUGCUGUCCACCCAGGGAAGAAAAGUGCGUGGUGUUGGGGCUGAGGAUUUAGCUCAGCGGCAUAAGCGCCUGCCUUACAAGCAGGCAGUCGUGAGUUCGAUCCCCGGUACCAAUGAAAAAGAAAAAAACAAACAAAAAAAAAGUGCGUGGUGUCGCUGGGCAUGGUGGUGCAAGUUGGUAAUGCCAGCCCUUGGGAGGCUGAAGCAGGACAUUUAUUGUGAGUUUGAGACCAUUCUGGGCUACAUAGUGAGACCUUGCCUCAAAAUAAUUUAAGGGUCAGGGAUUUAGCUCAGUGGCACAAGUGCCUACCUGGUAAGUGCAAGAUCAUGAGUUCAGUCCCCAGUACCCCUCUGCCCCCCCAAAAAAGAGAACCUUGAGUAUUGAGGACCAUAGAGCUCUGGGUACAGGGCCUGGCACAGUCAGCACUGUUGUGAUUUCAUCUUUAAAUCUCAAAUGCGUUUUGAAAAUUGUGUGCAAAAAUAGCUUCUUAAGCACCUAAUGAAGUAUAAAAGUAGAGACUAUGGCAGCCACUGUAAACGUAUACUUCCAGAUACCACUUGGGUAGCAGUCGGAAAGAAUUUUUAAAGUGAGUGUGGUAGUGCCUGCCUGUCAUCCCAGCCUUCUGGGAGGCUGAGGCAGGAGCACUGCAGAUUCAAGCCCAGGCUAUGUAAUUUAGCUAUUUAGCAAGACGCUGUCUCAAAAUAAAAAAAUAAUAAAAGGGCUAGGGAAAUAGCUCAGUGUGAGGGUCUUGGUUUCCAUUCCUAAUACGAGGGGAAAAGAAAAACACUUCCAAAGUUAUUUCAUUAUCAGACAUUCUUAACCAAAUGUCUAAAUCAACUUCAGAGGAAUUUGGGACGGCACUGUUGUCUUUGUCACUGUUACUCUCAGGAGAGAGCCUGGGGACAACGCACUUGGAGAGACACUGGGAGGCUUGUGAGUGGCCACCCGGGCUCUGAGUCCACUAUCUGGGGCCCUGGUGUCCUGCUGCGUCCACUGCCCACCCUCCUCUCCACCCGCCUGUGCAGGGCUGCAGGGUGACGUCGGUGAGCCAGGCACACACUGGGAGAGAGAUAAAGGACGUGUUUUUAGCUCUGGGCACGGUCACUGGGUGCCCAGCAAGGACUCCGGAGCUGUGUGCCCCGUGUGUCCUCAGCACGGCCUCACUCUGGGAGGCUGCCAUCUGCAGGAGCCACCCGAGAUGGAAAUUCACAGCCCUUUCCUGGGGCUGGGGUGUCACCGGCUCAGGCCUGUGCCUCAGUCACCUGCACAGUGAGUGGCUCCGGAACAAGCAGGAGUCACAGGCGUUGGUAGUGGCCCGGCGUGUCCUGUGGUGGCUGUCAUCACCCAGACUGCUGCCGAGGGGCCAGGGCCAGGGGCCUGGGGAGCUUCACGGAGUGGGUGACAUUUGAGCUGGACCUUGGGAAGCUAAGUCCACCCCAUCAGGUCAGGAGGGAGAAGAGAAGCAGUGGUAACAGUGGGCAUCAGCAGGCUGUCCAGGACCCCCAGAACUAAAGCUUUCCAAGGACAUUCGGGAUCCCAGGCCCUGGGGCAAUGGCCGCCAAGCCCGAGAAGAGAGUCGCCUCCUCCGUGUUCAUCACCCUGGUGCCCCCGCGUCGCCAUGUGGCCGUGCCUGAGGAAGUGAGGCAGGCGGCUGGCGAGGCUCGGCAUGGCCGGCCCUGGGAGCCCCCUGCCCCCGUGAAGGCGCCUGGGGCUGGUGCAGUCAGGAAACCCAGCCCCUGGGCUCCUCCUGGCAGAGCUGCAACCGUGGUGCCAGCUGUGUCCCCUCAGCUUUCCAAUGGAGGCUGCUCUCAGCCCCCUCCAGUCCUAGACACUGAGGACGCCCUGGACCUCCCGCCUCCUCCACCACCACCCCCAGCCUUCCUUCCUCCAGACCAGGAGCCCCCAGUGCUGCUGGGCGAGACCCUCAGCUGUGCCCUGGAGCAGCUGCCCCCGCCCCCGCCCCCACUGCAGCAUCCUCAGGCCCUAACAGAGGGACUUGCAGGCCUGGCUCGGCCCCCUCACCACAGCUCAGAAGAGGAGCUGCCGCCUCCCCCAGAAGAGCCCGUCAGUGUCAUGGAGAGAGAGGUGACCACAGAUGUCUGUGCCUUCUGUCACAAGACUGUGUCCCCCCGGGAGCUGGCCGUGGAGGCCAUGAAGAAGCAGUACCACGCCCAGUGCUUCACCUGCCGCACCUGCCGCCGCCAGCUGGCCGGGCAGCGCUUCUACUCAAAGGAGGGGCGGCCCCUCUGUGAGCCGUGCUACCAGGAUACCCUGGAGAAGUGUGGCAAGUGCGGCAAGGUGGUCCUGGACCACAUCACCAGGGCUCUGGGCCAGGCCUUCCACCCGGACUGCUUCACGUGCGUGACCUGUGCCCGGUGCAUCGGCGCCGAGAGCUUCGCCUUGGACAGCCAGGACCAGGUGUACUGUCUGGACGACUUCUACAGAAAAUUCGCCCCCGUGUGCAGCAUCUGCGGGAAUCCCAUCAUCCCCCAGGACGGGAAGGAUGCCUUCAAAAUCGAGUGCAUGGGGAGAAACUUCCACGAGAACUGCUACAGAUGCGAGGACUGCAGUGUCCUGCUGUCUGUGGAGCCCACUGACCAGGGCUGCUACCCGCUGAACGACCGCCUCUUCUGCAAGCCGUGCCACGUGAAGCGCAGCGCUGCAGGCUGCUGCUGAGACCCCGCCAGCCCAGCGGGCCUCCUGCCUUGUUCCCUCCCGGACCUGCUCUCCCACACUUUCCUUCCGCUCCUCUCCAGGGUGCUGGGGCCCGGCCUCCUCCCAGGCAGAGGCAGUGCAGGGUCCCAGGGACCCCAACUUUUGGUUCCCUCCCAUGUGGACACCAGAAGGCUGCCAGCUGUCAACAUCACACCCGUCCCCCAGAUCUCUGGACCAACCUGUGCUGGGCCACGGGUCUCCCGGUGGCACCUGUGUCGCACGGGUGCUGGGCCAGCUGUGCAUGCAGAGCAGAACUAUUGGAGGGAAAACUGCAAGGUCACUACAAAGUGCUUUUGGUAGCCAGGCAAGGUGACACACACUAAUAGUCCCAGGGCUAGGAGGCUGAGGCAGGAGGAUGGCAAGUUCAAGCCCAGCCUGGGCAACUUAGCAAGUUAGUGAGACCCUGUCUCAAAAUCAAAAAUAGGGCUAGGCAUGGUGACACAAUCCCACACUUGGGAGGCUGAGGCAGGAGCAGCGCAGUGAAUUCAAGGCCAGCCUGGGCUACAUAGCAAGACCUAUCUCAAAAACUCUAAAUAAAUAAAUAUUUUUAAAAAUGGUAGAGGACAUAGCUCAGUGCAGAGGCCAGAGCUCAACUGCCAGUAUCAAAAGAAAACUGGUUUUCGAAAACGUUGAGGUUUGCACGCUGGGAAACAGCCACCUUGGAUUUGGGUGAGUUUUUCUCCUUAUGUCCUCCUGAGGCCUCUUGAGAGAGACCUCACCCCCGGCCCCCCACACGUCCAAGAAUGCGGCCUCCUGGUAUGUGGAGUGGGCCUGGGCCUGCACGGGCCAGGGGUCCACGGGCCAGGGGGGGCUCCAGCCCUUGGCAGACACCAGCACCAGGCCAGGGUGUCCCGCUGCCCCCAGUGGGCGCUGUCGCCCUGCCAGCACCCAGCUGUCCCUUCCCUGCUGCCAAGGCCACACCUGGAGGUUCGCCCCUGCUCCCCUUUGAUUAUUUUUGGAGCACCAGGAAUCUAACUCGGGGCUGCAUCCCAUCCCUUCUUUAAAAGUUUUAAAUUUUGAAACGGUCUCGCUGACUUGCCCGGGCUGACGGUGACCCUCCUGCCUCGGCCUGUCUCAGUGCUGGGAGCACAGGUGUGUGCCACCAGCCCAGCUUCCCUUUAUGGUGUCCUUGCUUAUGCAGCUUCAUACCUUCUGUGACUCCAUACAGAACACGUCAAACAACAGUGCUCCUGACCCAGGGGACACCCUGGUGGACAGCCUAGCACUCCCGGUGAGGCCUGGGUCUGCUACCCUGGGGACACUUCCCAGAGCCCUCGGUGCCCCAGCCGGAGCAUAGCCACUGCUGAGCAGGGAGUGGCCACCCUGGCUGCAGUGCCCGCCCCACCUCCCCUCUUCAAGGGCUGACCGCUGCCGCCUCUGUGUUGCUCUCUCCUCCUGGCGUCCCCUUGCCCGCCCUGAGCCUUAGACCUGCAAGGCCACCUUCUUAUACAGAGAAUAAACACGUGCUGAUGAGAA
Messenger RNA from Cavia porcellus (domestic guinea pig), 5341 nucleotides. It is a transcript of the gene Fblim1, whose product is annotated as filamin binding LIM protein 1. The record is from RefSeq and is a predicted model, not a curated record. Gene Ontology annotation, biological process: cell-cell adhesion. The transcript is spliced from 9 exons. NCBI's taxonomy places the organism in Eukaryota, Metazoa, Chordata, Mammalia, Rodentia, Caviidae. Gene Ontology annotation, cellular component: focal adhesion; stress fiber. Gene Ontology annotation, molecular function: filamin binding. The coding region runs from base 2702 to 3826 and encodes 374 amino acids.